Messenger RNA from Peronospora matthiolae, 291 nucleotides. The record is from the annotation of a GenBank genome assembly. NCBI's taxonomy places the organism in Eukaryota, Oomycota, Peronosporomycetes, Peronosporales, Peronosporaceae.
AUGAAGGGUUUCAGUCUGCGCGCCAAUUCCGACAGCGAAGAGUGCAUCAAGAAGUACAUCGUGGCAGUACAGACGCAGUUUGACUACAAGAUCAAGUUCGUUCGCCACGAUGGUGCACGCGAAUCUGUGGCAAAUUCGCUCAAGGCAUUUUACGAUGAUCAACGAAUCGAGCAGCAAGUUACCGUUCCAUAUGCGCAUCAGACCAACGGCACGGCGGAACGGGCAAUUCGGACCAUUGUGACGAUCGGGCGCAGCAUGCUUUACUACGCCAAGCUGGACAAGUUUUUUUGA